This is a messenger RNA of Xyrauchen texanus (razorback sucker), 3736 nucleotides long. RefSeq names its product NACHT, LRR and PYD domains-containing protein 5-like. Gene Ontology annotation, molecular function: protein binding. Lineage: Eukaryota; Metazoa; Chordata; Actinopteri; Cypriniformes; Catostomidae. Bases 253 to 3477 code for a protein of 1074 amino acids. The transcript is spliced from 9 exons. The record is from RefSeq and is a predicted model, not a curated record.
CUGGACUUGAAUGUUACAAAGUUGGCCAAAGUGGAAGUUCGCAAUGUCCGGGGAACGUCCCCUGUUUUCUGGGAAGAGAAGGAAAUUACAUAAGGAGAGAAACAGAGAAAACUGCGACAGAUUUUGUUCCACUGAAUCGUCUGAAACAAUCAAUAAAUUCAUUGUGAAGUAUUUUGUAGGUGAUAUUCUAGUCAGUAAAGAGGAACAUCAACAGUUCUUGACAGGCGUUCAGUGGACUGUUCAGAUGAUGUCAUGGACUCCACAAAGGAUCUCAGUGGACAGACAGACACAGGGAAGGUCAAGAGUGUCAUUCAUGGAGAAUCUCCUGAAUCCAGCUGUGUGUCCAUGAAGAGUGACCAGUCAAUGGAUCCUCCACUUAGAUUCAGUUCAGGAGCCCCUUGUGCUGAUGUGAGUGUCAUUCAUGGAGAAUCUCCUGAAGCCAGCUGUGUGUCCAUGAAGAGUGACUGGUCAAUGAGUCAUCCAAUUACCUUCAGUUCAGGAGAGUCUUUGAUCAACUACAGAAACAAACAGGAUGCAUCAGAGUCAACUGCUGGGAAAGUGCCAUUGGACUCCAUUUUUGAGGAACUUGAGCACAAAAUCAUCUCUCUGAUGAAGAAAGAGCUGAAGAGUAUCAAGAGACUACUGAUCUCAGAUUCCCCAGCAUGCUCUGAGAGAGAGGAGGAGGAUGAUGAAGGUCAGAGCAGAGUCAGAGAGGGGUUUCUGAAGAUCACACUGCACGUCCUGAAGAAGAUGAAGCAGACAGACCUCGCUAACACACUUCACACCAAACUGAUUUCUGUGCAUCAACAAAAACUCAAAACAAAACUAAAAGAGAAAUUCCAGAGAAUUACUGAAGGAAUGUCAAAUCAAAGCAGCUCAACACUUGUGAAUGAGAUCUACACAGAGCUGUACAUCACAGAGGGAGGGAGUGCAGAGAUCAAUAAUGAACAUGAGGUGAGACAGAUUGAGACAGCAUCCAGGAGAGCAGAGACACAGGAAACACCAAUCAAAUGCAAUGACAUCUUUAAAGCCUUACCUGGACAAGACAAAGCCAUCAGAACUGUGCUGACUAAAGGAGUUGCUGGAAUUGGGAAAACUGUCUCUGUGCAGAAGUUCAUUGUGGACUGGACUGAAGGAAAAGCAAAUCAGGAUGUUCACUUCAUAUUUCCACUUCCUUUCAGAGAGCUCAAUCUGAUGAAGCACAAAAAUAUCAGUUUGAUGGAUCUUCUUCAUCAGUUUUUCACAGAUACAAAAGAACUGAGAUCAACAUUCCUUGAUGACUACAAAGUCAUUUUCAUUUUUGAUGGUCUGGAUGAGUGUCGACUUCCUCUAGAUUUCCAGAACAAUGAUAUUUUGUGGGAUGUGACAGAAUCGGCCUCAGUGGAUGUGCUGCUGACCAACCUCAUCAAGGGGCAUCUGCUUCCUUCUGCUCUGCUCUGGAUCACCUCUCGACCAGUAGCAGCCAAUCAGAUUCCUCCUGAGUGUGUUGAUCAGCUCACAGAUGUACGAGGCUUCAAUGACCCUCAGAAGGACGAGUAUUUCAGGAAGACAAUAAAAGAUGAGCGUCUGGCCAACAGAAUCAUCACACACAUGAAAUCAUCAAGAAGCCUGUACAUCAUGUGUCACAUACCAGUCUUCUGUUGGAUUUCAGCCACUGUUCUCCAGAGACUGUUGAGUGAAGCAGAGAGUGCAGAGAUCCCCAAGACUCUCACUCAAAUGUUCACACACUUCCUGAUCUUUCAGAGCAAACUGAAGAGCCAGAAGUAUGAUGGGAAAUGUGAGGUGGAUCUUCUGCAGGCUAGAAAGAGGAUUCUGUCUCUGGGAAAACUGGCUUUUCAACAGCUGGAAAAAGGGAACCUGAUCUUCUAUGAGGAGGACCUGAGAGAGUGUGGCAUUGAUGUCAGAGAAGCAUCAGUGUACUCGGGAGUUUGUACCCAAAUCUUCAGAGAGGAGUUUGGACUGCACCUGGGGAAGGUGUUCAGCUUUGUGCAUCUGAGCAUUCAGGAGUUUCUCGCUGCUCUGCAUGCUUUUCUUUCCUUUAAUCAACAGAAAUCAGGUCUCUUCAGUAAGUUUAGGUCAUCUAUGAGUGAUCUCCUGAAGAGUGAAGUGGACAAGGCCUUACAGAGUGAGAACGGACACCUGGACCUUUUCAUUCGAUUCCUUCUGGGUCUCUCACUGAAGUCCAAUCAGACAAUCUUACGAGACCUACUGACACAGACAGGAAGCAGCUCUGACAGCAAACAGGAAAUAGUUGAGUACAUUAAGAUGAAGAUCAGGGAGAAUCCCUCUCCAGAGAAAUCCAUCAAUCUGUUCCACUGUCUGAAUGAACUCGAUGAUCAUUCUCUAGUGCAGGAAGUACAAACAUACGUGAACAGAAGAGAUAUCAAUCGUCUCUCUGGAGUCAGUCUCUCUCCUGCUCAGUGGUCAGCUCUGGUGUUUGUGUUGCUGAACUCAGAAGAGGAGCUGGAUCAGUUUAAUCUGAGGAAAUAUGAUCCAUCACAUGAAUGUCUUCUGAGGCUGCUGCCGGUGAUCAAAGCAUCCAGAAAAGCAGAUUUGAUGGGCUGCAAUCUGACAGAGAAAAGUUGUUCAGCACUGGCCUCAGUUCUCAGCUCAAACUCCUCAAGUCUGAGAGAGCUGGACCUGAGUAACAAUGAUCUGCAGGAUUCAGGAGUGAAGCUGCUCUCUGAUGCACUGAAUAGUCCUCACUGUAAACUGGAAAUACUGAGAUUAUCUGGCUGUAUGUUGACAGAGGAAGGCUGUUGUUCUGUGGCAUCAGCUCUGAGAUCAAAUCUCUCAUGCCUGAAAGAGCUGGAUCUGAGCUACAAUCACCCAGGAGAAUCAGGAGUCAGGCUGCUCUCUGAAAGACUCAACGAUCCAAACUGCACACUGGACAAACUUAAUGUGGAUCAUGGAGGAGAGUUCAGGAUUACAGCAGGACUACACAAAUGUAGGUCUACACACACACACACACACACACACACACACACACACACACACACAAAUACACUCACACACUCACUCACACACAUAUACACACUCACACACAUAUACACUCUCAUACACACUCACACACACACUCAAACACACAUAUAUAUAUACACACACACUCACACGCACACACACACACUCUCACACGCACGCACGCACUCACUCACACACUUACAAACAUACAUAUAUAUAUACACACUCACACACACAAAAUCACACUCACUCACUCAUUCACUCACUCACACACACACACACAUAUAUACUCACACACACAUAUACACUCACUCACACACAUACACACACACACACACACUCGCACACAUAAACACUCUCACACUCACACACACACACUCACAUGCAUGCACUCACGCACACACACACACACACACACACACAAACACACAUAUAAAGUCUCACACACAUAUACACUCACACACAUAUACACUCUCACACUCACACACAUGUUGUCUCGGUUGCCUACUCGUGUAGCACGUCUUCUCACAAGCAAACACCUGUCACUCAUCACCAGGCAAUCACCGUGAUCUGAUAUAUGAAUCUGUCAAUAAUAAUAAUAAUAUCAUCAUAAUAUUAUUAAUAUUGACCUAGUUUAACUAACUUUUAUGUGAUAGCCCUAUAGUCUAAUAGGGGCCCUGUGCCUAUCUCUGGGUUCCUGGCUUAGAAAAAGAUAUGCACUAAAGCAGAUUGUGUGUAGUAUAGCUUAAUUUUGUGCCAAUUUUUUCAAUAGUUU